Nycticebus coucang (slow loris) is the source of this 3750-nucleotide messenger RNA. It is a transcript of the gene GAPDHS, whose product is annotated as glyceraldehyde-3-phosphate dehydrogenase, spermatogenic. Lineage: Eukaryota; Metazoa; Chordata; Mammalia; Primates; Lorisidae. The record is from RefSeq and is a predicted model, not a curated record. Bases 2370 to 3605 code for a protein of 411 amino acids. Gene Ontology annotation, molecular function: oxidoreductase activity, acting on the aldehyde or oxo group of donors, NAD or NADP as acceptor; NAD binding; NADP binding. The transcript has 11 exons. Gene Ontology annotation, biological process: glucose metabolic process.
CUAACGAGGGUGACAUAGUGAAACUCUGUCUCAAAAAAAAAAAAAGUACAGAGACUUGCUUAUUGAACUGAGCUUGUUUAUUCUCCUAAUUCUUGCCCAGAGUGCUGACAGGAUUUUUAUUCUACUUUUUCAUUGACCUGAGUAUAGGUGACAUUGUUCAUGACACCUUCUGCCACUAAUUUCCCAUCUGUCCAUCAUCUUGUUGUCAUGUUUUCCUUCCCAUCCCAUUCUUGUGUAUAUGCAGACAGUCUGGAUUUUUCUGCCAUCAACUGUAUGGCAGUUUCUUCAAAAUUCUCUCCCAGGACACAAGAAAACUGUGUUUUUGAAUUGCUCUCAGUUUUUAUGGUGCGGUUUCCGCCAUCACAAGAGAUGAUACAAUCUGGUUUGGUCACUGCACCCAUUUUUUGCAGAGCUGACCCUACUCCUAGUUCCUUCAUGUAUUCAUAAAAGCCUUUGCUGUCCACCAGGCACCAUCUUCCUACCAACUGCUGAAGAGCAGCCAUAGUGGGUGCUGGCAGGCAUGCGGGUGACACCAGCAGAGAAGGGUCCAGCAUGGGGAACAUCAGAUUUGCCAUUUCUUAUUAAGCAUGCUUGGUUCCUUUAUGGUUUUUUUUUUCUUUUUUUUUGAGACAGAGUGUCACUAUGUCGCCCUUGGGAGGUGCUGUGGCAUCACAGCUCACAGCAACCUCCAACUCUUGGGCUUAAGCGAUUCUCUUGCCUCAGCCUCCCAAGUAGCUGGGACUACAGGUGCCCGCCUCGGCUAUUUUUUUGUUGCAGUUGUCGUUUUAGCUGGUCCAGGCCCAGCCAGCCGGGGUGUAUGUGGCUGGCGCCCUGCCGACUGAGCUAUGGGCACCGCCCCUUUAUAUUUUCUAAGACAAAUUUUAAUUGCAAAUCUAUUAUUAUAAAGGUGUACAAAAUCAGCUCCUUCUUAAUCCUGGUUUUGUCCGUGCUGGGGUUUUUUUUUUUCUUUCUUUGAUGGUACAUCGGAGUUUAGCUUCCUUCAUUUAAUUAGUCAUCUGUCUUUUGGUCUUGGUUCAUUGAAAUCUCCUCAUUGGUACACUCAAUUUAUGUUUAUUUCCAUCUCUGCCAGGCCAAAGAAGCAGGACGGCCUCACUCUCCCUCAGCUCAGUGGCAGGUGCUUGGCAAACUAAGUUCCCAUGAAGGUUUGGGGAAGGAAGCGGUUAUGGCAUUCUGCCCCUUCUUGCAUGCACCUCUCUCUCCGGGAUGGUGACUCCUGCCUGACACAAAUCCCUAUGCCACCCAAAUCUUGGUCACAGGUGCGUGUCAACCGGCUUUGCAGGUGAAGGUGCCUGCCUGUGAGUCACUGAUGGGCAAGGAAGCCCCCAGCCCAGUGCUUUAGGGGACAGGCCGUUUGUCCAUCGGUUCUUCCUCAGAUUUUUGUUGAAAGCCUGCUUUGCCCCAGGCACUGUUCUGGGUGAUGGAGACACAGUGUGAACAAAGAAACAAGAAAACACACCCUGUGGGGGCUGCACAGCACAUGGGCGAGGACAGCACGACAAAUUACACAAAUAGCUACAAGGACAAGAACGGGGAGCUGCGGGAGGAUAUGACUUGAGGGGUGCUAUAUGAUUGGGGAUCAGAAAAAACCUGAGGAGGUGACAUUUAUUCAUUCAGAUGUUAUUUACUGAGCAAACACCGUCUAAGGGCCAAAUACUCUUCCAGCCAAUGGGAUACAGGUGUAGCAAAAAUAAACAAGGUCCCUGCCCUCCCAGAGCUUACAGUCUUUUAGGCAGAGACAAUUUACAAGGAAAGAAAUGACUUUUAGGAAAACAAACUCUACAAGGAAAGUAAAAAUAGAGAAAGCACCGCGCUGGAGGGGUUCCCUCGCUGGAACACAGCCCAGGGUGGGGAAUCAGACAGGCUGACGGGCAGAGAUUGGGGGGUAGAUGAUAGGGGUAGCGACUGAGUGGACACUACUUGGGGAGUUCAGAAAGGCCUCUUUUACAGGAUGGCAUCUGAAGGAAGCCACGAGGCAGCCUAGGGAAGCGGCGGUUGGGGCUUUCCAAGCGUAAGGUAACAGCGGGAUUGAAGAGCGGUCAAGGACCAGUGUGCGGAGGGAGACAGAGGAAGAGAGAAAAGGGCUGUGAGGCCCAGCGUUAAAAGCUGGAUUCCAUUCCAGACGCCAGUGGGUGGCCUCGGAAGGGGGACACACAGGAAUCGGACAUCACACUUCUGUAGAGUGACGGGGACCCCCCUGGGUCUGAGGCCUGUGCGCCGCCUCCCUGUGACGUCACUGGGCACUGUGACAUCACGGCAAGACGCUCUGGACCCACCAGCCCUGGAGUUCCGAACUUCAGUAACAUCACAGCAGGUCCCGGGGCAGCUAGGCUAUGAUACCUUAGGUGGCCAUGUCGAAACGCGACAUCGUCCUCACCAAUGUCACCGUCGUCCAGCUGCUACGACAGCCGUGCUCGGUGACCAGAGCACCACCACCACCACCACCACCACCUGAGCCCAAGACUGAGGAGCCCCUGCCUGAAUCACUGCCUGAGCCAGUCAGGGACGAAGCAAAGCCACCGCCACCACCACCACCUCCCCCUCCUCCUCCUCCUCCUUCUAAGAAGGCUUCUAUACCCAAGGAGUUGACUGUCGGCAUCAAUGGAUUUGGACGCAUUGGUCGCCUGGUGUUACGUGCCUGCAUGGAGAAGGGUGUUAAGGUGGUGGCAGUGAAUGACCCAUUCAUUGACCCGGAAUACAUGGCAUACAUGUUUAAGUACGACUCCACCCAUGGCCGAUACAAGGGGAAUGUGGAAUACAAGAACGGCCAGCUGGUUGUGGACAACCAAGAGAUCGCUGUCUACCAGUGCAAGGCGCCCAAAGAAAUCCCCUGGAAGAAUGUCGGGAGCCCCUAUGUGGUAGAGUCCACAGGCGUGUACCUCUCCCUAGAGGCAACUUCGGAUCACAUCUCAGCAGGUGCCCAGCGUGUGGUCAUCUGUGCACCCUCACCAGAUGCACCCAUGUUCGUCAUGGGUGUGAACGAAAAUGACUAUAACCCUAGCUCCAUGAACAUUGUCAGCAAUGCAUCCUGCACCACCAACUGCCUGGCCCCACUUGCCAAAGUCAUCCAUGAGCAAUUUGGGAUUGUGGAAGGGCUGAUGACCACUGUCCACUCCUACACGGCCACCCAGAAGACAGUGGAUGGGCCAUCACAGAAGGCCUGGCGAGAUGGACGUGGUGCCCACCAGAACAUCAUCCCAGCCUCCACUGGGGCUGCCAAAGCCGUGGGCACUGUCAUCCCGGAGCUCAAAGGGAAGCUGACUGGAAUGGCCUUCCGGGUACCAACUCCAGACGUGUCUGUCGUGGACUUGACCUGCCACCUGGCACGACCUACCCCCUACUCGGCCAUCAAGGAGGCUAUAAAAACAGCAGCCAAGGGGCCCAUGGCUGGCAUCCUUGCCUACACUGAGGAUGCGGUCGUCUCCACGGACUUCGUUGGAGAUACCCACUCUUCCAUCUUCGAUGCGAAGGCCGGCAUUGCACUUAAUGACAACUUCGUAAAGCUGAUUUCUUGGUACGACAACGAAUAUGGCUACAGUCACCGGGUGGUCGACCUCCUCCGCUACAUGUUCAGCCGGGAAAAGUGAAGGGGAAGGGCCCUGCUUUGCUUCCCUGGGCUCCCCAGCCGGAACCGGUCCCUUCCGUUCCUGCUUGGCUGCCCGGGGAAAGAUGUGCACCCGGUGUGAGGGUUCGUCGCCGCUGGGUCAUAGGCGAAAUAAAAACAAGUCCUCA